GAGGCAGAAAUACUCGCCUUGACACAAAGGCCCUGGGCUGAGCAAGGGGCAUCCGCCUCCCAUCAGGCAUUGAGGUUACAGGACCCUGUUUAGGAACAAAACGUUUUGAAGUCAAUAACUCGUGAUACAGGAAGCAGUGGUCAAGCAGCCGUGAAUGUAGUGUUUACUGUUAUCUUGUGUCAUACGUGUGAACCCUUUAGCGCACACACACAUCUGAGCAGGUGAGGCUGAGCAGGUGUUCAAGCAUAAGCACACACCCCUGACCCACCAGCGUACAGUAUGUUGUCUCCUACAUACAUUCACAGAGCCAUUGUUCUAUACUUCCAGGUGUGGGUCACCCUAUCCCACUUCUUUAAUUAUGCACACAAAGAAGGCCCCCAUCUGAGGUUUGGGUCCAGGUGAUGCUGCUCCUUGCUCUGACUGUUCAUUGGCUGCUCCAGAGUAAAGAGACAACACCUACUGGAUUUUCUCUCUUAUUAGGCUAUGUAUAUUUUUCCGCUAUAAUUAUAUUUUUCUAUAAUUUGUUGAUACUUCUAGCAUAACAUCCACUGUAACGUUGUUGGUAAUUGCACAGUUUCUGGACCAUAUUGUAAGUAUGCAUGCAAGUUUAUAUUUUUUGUAUAUAUAAUAUAUCAGAUCUUGAAUGAAGAAAUUGAUAAAUUGCUAAUGACAAAAAAAUACUUGAAUUAGUGUUGAGUUAAUUGCAGAUUGAGACUCUUUUUCCUUACUUUUAAUAUAAACGCACAUACUUAUGUUAUUUGUUUUUGGACAGGUGACAUUGCUUAACCGGCAAAGACUAAAUAAAAUCUUAAAGAGUUUUCAAGAGUUUCCUGGCAAAGACAGGCAGCAGUAACAAUGACAAAUGACAAAAUGUUUUAGUUUCAAGUAUAUUGCGAGCCAUUGACAGUAACAGGUGAUUAGAUGGGUAAAUGCACAAAAUUCAAUACAUUAAGCAUUUAAAAAAACAUCAAAUAUGUAUUAAGCUUUUCCAAGUUACAUUUGGACUAUUGAUAUUAGAUAAUACAUGUUCUUAACAUUAAAUCAUUCAAUUUUAUAUUAAAGUGUGUUGAGCAUAACAUAUUUUCAAAGUUAAAAGGACAUGUGACUCCUGACGUUCAAGCAUGCAUCUGACUUUAAUUGUCAGUGUAGUAUUUAGGCUAAUGAAUGGCGUUAAGCUUUUGAAAAAGUCCUGUGAAUCAGAAAGGUUACCUGAAGCAGGAUAUCAUGUCUCUCCAAACUCUAACACACUUUCUCCUGCACUCUGUGAGGCCUAUGCCACCAUCAUUGCCUGGGGUCUUGUUUCACCACUUCUUGUGUUUGUACCAAGUACUACGAGCUGUGGCCCGUGUUUCCUUAAAUUGAGCAUGUGUGGCAUCAAGGGGGUCUCAGUCUCUUAGUAGAUUACUUUGAAAUCGUUUAUACCCACUGCUGUGUGAUGCUCUGUGUCACAUCUCUCUCCAGGAGGGUCCCUGCUUUACUCACUGUGUGUUGUUGUUAAUCUUGUUGUCUUUUUCAGAAAGAGGAGCUUCUGUUGCUUUGAAAAUCCGGACUGUGAAUGAACAGAGCCAACAUGGAAAACAGCAAGCCAGUGAAGGAGGUGCUCCCCCUGCCUCGCCACCCUUCACCACUUCCUGUGACCUCUUCCUCCAUGACCCCUGCUGCCACUUUGAAGAAACACACCACAGGCUCUAUGCAGAAUGUACAGGUGGCCUCCUCAGUGGUGACAUCGUUCAGCCAUCUGAAGCCUCCCGAGAGGGAUCUCACCCUAAUGUCCCACAUGAAGUCAAUUAAGUCUCUGAGGCACGCUGGCUUCACUGCAGUCUUCACAGGACAAAGUAAGCUUGACUGUGAGGAUCUGUUGGAGGAGGAACCAUUCGUUGAUGUGAUCCUGGCUGACGUUGACGCCCUGGUGCCCACUCACGAUGAAGCCGGCAGCCCUAUAGCAGAGUGGAAACGACAGGUGAUGGUGCGGCAGCUGCAGCACAGGCUGCAGGAUGAGGAGGAACAGAGGAGACAGUACAUGAGUAAUGGAUACACAUCAGUGGAUGACGGCUGGAAGUUCUCCCAAGCCUACCACGCAGUCUUGGGCCCUUUUGGUGAGCUUUUAACAGAGGAUGACCUGGUGUACCUGCAGCAGCAGAUCGAGACUGUUUCCCUGCAGAAGCGCUGCCAGGCCUACGAGCUGGAGCUGACCAGGCUGACCCAGGAGCUGAGGGCCAUUUUACCUGAUCCAAUUGUAAACAUCUCCCUUAACAAAGAGGUCCUGCAAAAGAUGGACGCAGAGGGGAAAAUGCACCUGACAUUGCCAGCAUGGUGCAGUCGUGUUUCAGAGAUAGUUAAGAGCAUGUCACUACUGGUGGCUAAUCUGACACAAACCACAGAAGAAGGGGGUGAGAGGGGAAUAGUGGAAGGCAUGGUGGAGCAGAUGAAGGGUUUGCAGGGGGUAAGAGAUAGUUUAGGAAUUGAUUUGGGCCAGGAAAUGGUGCAACAUGACCAAGUGAUGGUGUCAGCACAUGGUGAGACCUCUGGUGUGUGUAGGGUUCCUCAUAUAGGGAUGACGUCGGCUUUAAGCCAUCGUCUGGAGACCAACAGCUACGGCAGAGCAGGGAGGGAGAGGGUGGAGAGAGAGAUCCAACGGUCUGGGGUGUCAGUCAGAAACCUCAGAUCCAACUUUGAAGGUCAGAUUGGCAGUAUUUAUCCCUUUGCUGGGGUUAUGAAAGGAGGCCUGGGUUUGAACAGCCAGGUAGGGUUUGGAUCUUCAGGAGUAAACAACCAGAAUGCCAACACAGGCCUCAGCUGCGAGGUGAGUCACUGUGAUCUUCCAAAAAAAGGUAUACCUGUGAUGGAGACUACCAGCUUGAGGAAAGAGCGUAUUGUGGUGCUGUUCCUGAGCCACUGGAAGAAAUCUGCAUAUGCUAUUUCAGUAAGAGCAGCAAGGCAGAGACAGGGACAAGGACAGGAAGCACUGUCAGACACAGUGACAGGAACUUCACCCCAACAGAAAAUCACCUCCAUGUUUCAAAUAUGCCAACAACGAGGUGUAGUGGCCAAGAUGCUAAACUCUUGGAGGAAUAAACUAGAACUCAAAGAUGGACAAAAGUUCUGUUUGUUCUCCUCCAACUUCUCACAAAAUCCACCACCUCGAGUAACAUUCUCCCCAGAGCAGUUCCUACCAGAUGUGAAUGGUGUUGCAGUGACCCAUGACAGCUUGACCCUUGACCUCUUCAUGCUGGGAUACUUCCACAUCUUAGAGCAAGAGCUGUCACCUGAGGAGAGAAAAAUGAGGCAUCUACUCUGCUUCGAAGUCUUUGACCACAUUGGCAUUUUCUCCUGGGAGAUAGUGAGGGAUUUCCACAAGGCUGUCCUCCAGGAAAUCCAGGCUGGGAGUCGACAGUGGAGCGACGGCUUCGAGGACAUCAAAAUUCGCUUCUUUGGGGACUCGAGACCAUGCCGCUGUCCAUCGCCAUCAUCAUCUUUAUUGUUGUCAGAUUCCAGACUUGUACCCAAAGUUAUAGUUCAAUCUGCUAGUCCAGUCUCUGGUUUCAACAAAGAAGACAUUUGUGAAUAUAUCGACCGCAGUUUUGCUUUCUGGAAGGAGAAGGAGGCAGAGCUGUUUGAUUUCAAACAGUAGUAUUAAGGUUAAAUUGGACAUUUUUGCACACGUGGUGUCAUGUCCGUGUCCGACGGGUUGAAUAAAAUUCAGUUGAGAAGACACUUAAGACAUAGUUAUCGUUGUUAGUCAGUUAGUUGUUUACAUAGUAAUGACUGAAAAACAGAGCCUUUAAGAUAUGCAUUUACUUUUCCUUUAUA
Messenger RNA from Etheostoma cragini (Arkansas darter), 3810 nucleotides. It is a transcript of the gene espnlb, whose product is annotated as espin like b. Lineage: Eukaryota; Metazoa; Chordata; Actinopteri; Perciformes; Percidae. The record is from RefSeq and is a predicted model, not a curated record. Gene Ontology annotation, molecular function: actin filament binding. The transcript has 6 exons. Gene Ontology annotation, cellular component: cytoplasm. Bases 1556 to 3631 code for a protein of 691 amino acids. Gene Ontology annotation, biological process: actin filament bundle assembly.